AUGGUCUACAUCCCUCCUUUAAACUUUGCACCGGUAGUCAGCACUGAGGUUUCGCUGUACCGGUCUGGCUACCCGAUGCCGCUUAACUAUGCUUUCAUUGCUGAUCAGCUACACCUCCGCACGAUUAUAUACGUAGGCGACAAAGAGCUUUCUGAGGAUUACAACGAGUUUUUAACUCAGCAUAACAUACAAUAUCACUUUGUGCAUAUGAACUCAUGCCGUGAUAAGAACGUUCAGGAGCAAAUGGAUAAAGUGCUACGGCUGAUAGUGGAUCGGGCAAACUACCCCAUUCUAAUACAUUCCAACAAGGGAAAACAUCGAGUUGGAGUGGUGGUAGGCAUUAUUCGCAAGUUGCUUCAAGGUUGGUCUACUACAGGAAUUUAUCAAGAGUACGACAUUUUUAGCGGAGGACUGAAAGGCCAGGUUGACCUCGAGUUUAUUACAAUGUUUGAUACAGAGCUAAUAGUGCGCAGAGACCACUUGCCCGAUUUUGUGAAGUGGGAGCGCUGA
Lachancea thermotolerans CBS 6340 is the source of this 510-nucleotide messenger RNA. RefSeq names its product Oca2p (gene OCA2). Gene Ontology annotation, molecular function: inositol diphosphate tetrakisphosphate diphosphatase activity; phosphatase activity. Gene Ontology annotation, cellular component: cytoplasm. Lineage: Eukaryota; Fungi; Ascomycota; Saccharomycetes; Saccharomycetales; Saccharomycetaceae. The transcript has a single exon. The record is from RefSeq and is a predicted model, not a curated record. The coding region runs from base 1 to 510 and encodes 169 amino acids.